Molecule: messenger RNA, 1860 nt
Organism: Postia placenta MAD-698-R-SB12
Lineage: Eukaryota; Fungi; Basidiomycota; Agaricomycetes; Polyporales; Adustoporiaceae
Exons: 7
Coding region: 1-1860 (619 amino acids)
Source: RefSeq, a predicted model, not a curated record
AUGCAUACACAAUGCAAGGCUGCUUCGACGUCGAGCGCGGGCCAAGCGUGGGCAUCCGUGGAUAGGUUGAACACCGUGCAAGCGCCGUCAUGUCCAGUCAAUGCGCAAAUAGACGCGCGGGAGGGCCGAUCGUCCCUGAUCGUGCAUCCUCUCGCCCAGCGUUGUCGUGUCGUCGUCAUCCCUCGCGAGCUGAGCCCGCUCCCGUGUGCGUGGCCGUCCCUCUGCGCGCCUGCCCUGCACGCCUGCCUUCCGAGCCUGCCUGCCUCCUCUCUGACAUCUGCGACAUGCGAUCGCUCCCUCGCAUCCAAGGCGACGCCUGCUGCACGCAAUGGCGCACGCGCGUGCAUCCUACCAGCGUCGACAAUACGACGACCGGAACCCAGCCUCAGCGUGCCUCGGCGCGCAUCAGCGCACACAGACUUGGGCACAACCACGAGCGCGCCGCUGGACAGGGCAGCAUCAGACGCAAGACGUGGGAUUGCAGGGAACGCGCAGACUUUGAGCAGCAUGAUCGACCCGCUCAACACACGCACCGCGAGCGCGCCUCCGGAGAAGACACCAGAUGUCGAGGCUGCAGACAACGGCAAACGCCUCGUGCAGCGUCAGCCAUCGCUCAAUGGAUCCCGGCCGUGCGUACCAUCUUUGUCCCGCGCUGCCUCACUCAUCAUACCCCUCACACGUUUGCCCCCAACCGAGGCUGCGCUCAAUCGCCGCCGCCGAUAUUCCAAACAGCUCGCUACGCCCUCCGCACGCCGCACGCCAGCCUGGAACCGAGACGACGGCCCUCGCCUGCAUCAAACCGCUGCCGGUGCUUCAGGGCAACAACGAUGGCGCAAAUCGUUGGCCGUGGACGAUGAUUCCCACAACGCCGACGCCGUCAGACUUCCCCGGACGCACAACAUCAAUACGACAGCGAGGGACGUGGCCCGUGCGCGCCGCUUCCGUCCUGCACCGCCGCCUUACAAGAGACAUCCAUCGCGCGCCACAAUUGCGAGUCGGAACACACACACACACACUGCACGCGCUCUAUUAACGGUACCCCGGUCACGAUCUGCGCGCAGCUCCCGCUACCUGUCCACUGGCCUUUGCGCCUCACUACGCGCGCAGCCCGGCGACUGCAUUCUCUUGCCGCCAGUGCUGCAGAGCGGCGACGAGGACGCGGAUGGUCUGCACCGCCGCGCAGCCAGGCGAGACGUGAUCCGCACACCGCGAGACGCAAACACCUGCCGAUCACACAUUGCGAUGCGGACGUGCGACACGACGUUCUGGCCGCCCCCCGCGUCCCCGCCCGCGUACCUGGGCGCGGUCAUUCUGCCUGACGCAGACGGACGCCCUCGCCGACGUGCGCACCCGCCACGUCUACCCGCCGCAAGCCCCCACAUCGCCCGUCACCCUCAUCGCUCCGGUGGCGACGCCCGCGUCGCACGCAGCGUCCCCGCGCGAUCGAUGCUGCGCCCGCGCGUGCGCAUCCUCGCAUUUGCGCCAUUCGCAGACGUACCGCAGCCCGGAGCGGAGGAGCGGCACACGGCCGCCGUCGCAGACACCAUUGAGUUGAGUCGGAGGCUGGGUGCACAGCAGAACACGUCGAGCCGCGCGCUGCAGCACGUCUAUUCGAGUGAGCGUCCGUCUGCAUGCCCUGGGUCUGUGCCCGCGCUCUGCACGACGCCUCCCCCGCCAUCUUCUGGCCUAAUGCGCACGCCGGGCCCACAACCACAUAAGCCUCGAGCGACCGUGGGUGGCGUUGCGGAUGGAGCGCGCGCGCGCGCACAGUCUCCCGCACUCGGUCAAGACGCGCUGCCCAUACCGUCGCGCGCGCCCGCAGCAGCAGCAGCAUUACUACAAAUGCACAUAAAAGUGUAA